CCUCAGGAAAGCCAGCUCAAGAAUUGGCCUUUCUAGUGUGGAGGGCCUGCAUUGCACACCCGCGGAGUCACUCUACUCUCUAUUGUCCUUCGGGACCAUAGGGGGCGGAAUUUUUGAUUUAUCACCAUCUUUCAUUGUGAUCUGCUGCUUGCGGCGGGCAUGAAGAAGGAAUAUGUGAAAUUUGCUAUGAAAUUGUAAAUGCGGUUGCUCUUGCAUCUGACAUCUACCGCGCUUGCUGGCUGGUUCCUGUUGGGAAUUAGGAAGGGUGUCAGAAUCAUUAUGGUAUGUCACAGCGACAUACCACAAGAAGGACCUCACCAGUUGGGUCACGGUGAGACGCACCGGUUCUGGGUUGGUCGCCUGGUGUUGCUAUUGGUUUUUGGCGUAUGUAUAGCUCAGCAGGAGCUUCAAUGGCAUUUCCAUGUUUGGACAAUGCGUAUUUUCAUGCUGGCCUUUGCCGAUAGGUCAACCCCUGCCCGCGAGUCGAUAUUCGUCACUUGAUAUCACACUGUGUGUACCAUGCCGAGGGAACACAAGAAAACUCGGGACGUAUACCAUGGGUGACAAAUAUAUUAGGCCAAUUUAGCAGAGGCUUAAACGAGUCUUUGGAUUGGUGAAUUUUGGCAUCACAGGUCAAGGCUUGAAGUUUUCUUGCUCCCUGAUGUUGUGUUACCUCUGGUGCAACUUUCCCCACUUCCAUAGGUGCGAGUCUUUGAGGCUAAGGUUUCGUCACGACGGGGCCAGGGGGGCAGCGAGGGUCUGCCAGUUCAGAGGAAGGAAGUCACCUUUGGCUGUCGGUGCAUGCUUCGCGUUGAAUGCCACCAUUUACCAAAGACUCGAGCUGUCGAGUUCGAAGAAAACGGUCACAGGAAAAUGGAAGAUACCUACCUAGGCGGCGCUCUGUAAAACGGAUAUUUGUAUUUGCAGCAGUUCAGCGUUGCACUCGGAUCUUAUACAUACACAGGCCAUUUCCAUGCCCUGGUCAGCCAAGCAUGGGUGCGAAUACGGGCAGCAUCGCGAGACAGACACGACACGAUAGUGAUGGAAACUUGUUGCACAUAUCCGUAGAUAUCCUGAACAGACCGUGGGACGAGGACGUCGGCGUCUCUGGGAAGGCCCGUCUUUGAAUGUACGUGUUUGGUUCCUGUUGAGGUGCUCUAGAGGAUUGUAAGAAGGCAUAAAACUCAUGGGUUCUCGAUAGGUGUUUUCAGACAAGUUUAGUGUGAUUAAAACAGAUACUCUCUUGUUCACGCCCUUCAUUGAUUGUAAGGAGUCUUUUUGCAUCUCGGGCUUCCUGUUUAAAUGUUACCUUUUACAAAAUGCAACGCAAUCGUCGCUCCUUGCACCAAGCAAUUUGCACGA
Molecule: messenger RNA, 1362 nt
Organism: Fusarium odoratissimum NRRL 54006
Lineage: Eukaryota; Fungi; Ascomycota; Sordariomycetes; Hypocreales; Nectriaceae
Exons: 1
Coding region: 816-1127 (103 amino acids)
Source: RefSeq, a predicted model, not a curated record